AUGACAGUGACAUUGGAUUCCCCACCUCGUUCUAAGGUGUUUGAAAAGCAGUUGGAUGAACAUUUAUUGAUCAAAUUAAGAUACUUAACGGCGGCCGGCAGUAGUAGCAGCAACAUUGGCGGCAGCGGUAGUAACAGUAGCAGGAGCACCACCACUUCCACCACUCAAACAUGCGAACUCACUUUUCAAAAUACAUCUGAAAAUGAGAUUGUGAUUAACCCCGAAAGGCCCACGUCUGAGAGUACCAGCUGGUUUCCGAGUAUAUUCAAGACCACAGACUCAAGCGAGCUGAGCAAGAUGUUGAAUAAAAACAAUGAUAAAACAGUAGAGCUUUUUCUUGGGUAUGUUCAAAUCUUUGGUUAUGUUGUUUUGAAUUAUAAGUUUAAUCUAGAUACAUCGACUUUAGAAAUGAACAGACACCACCAAUGGUGGAAUAAUGCACACUACCUUGAUCAAUAUGCUCACAAGGAUGACAAGGGAACCGAGGAGAAGGAUGACGAGUGGAAAAUCGAAACAACACCUUUUAUACUUCAACAUAUAGAUCAAAAAAUAAAAGUAGGAGGCAAGUUAGCCGGGGUAACAGAUUUAGCCAUGGAUCUCCCCGACAACGCGACUACAAAUAAUGCCAGCCUUCUUUUUGAUCUCAUUGGUAAUUUCAACACCCAUUCGCUGUCAAAGGAUGCACUCCCACUUAAUGAAUUUGUCGAUUCAAUUGUUCCAAUAUAUGCAACUCCUCAAUCGCUAAUUUUCACUAAUGUGGCCCUUGCCAAAGGUUCGUCUCGUACGUUUCGGUUCCAAAUACCAAUCAAUGACCGUCUACCGCCAAGUUACAAUACGAGACUGACGGGAAUAGCGUGUGAUCAAGGAUGGACGAGUAUCAGAUUCUCUUUGGUGGUUAGUUUACACCAAGAUAGUCUAACAACCAGACCAAAGACAAUAUACUUUCCUUUACAAAUCCGACUUCCCAAGCACCCUUCAAGUAAAUUUUUACAAAAGAUUAUCUUUGGAGACAGGAUAGGUUUAGAUAAGGAUUGGACUAUUUCAGAUGCAACAAAGUCGGUUGCUGCUGAAGAAGUGAGAUCAAAGAAUUCGGCCAAAAAGGAUUUUUUACUUGAUCUUUCAUCUUUGAUAGAUUCAGAUUUGUACAAUAUGCCAAAGGUUUCCACUAGUGAACGACGAAGAAGCAGUACCAACAAUUUACAUACAGAGGCACAUGGUGACUACAUAACGCAACUUCCCUCGCAUUUGAAAACUCUGUACUUUUUGAAAGUUAAUAAUAAGGACUUGUGCAAAAUCUCGAUUUCCAAACCUUACUAUAAUAUAGGCGAUGACGUUCACUUUAGCAUUGAUAUGGAUCUAAAAGGUGCUAACAAAAUCAUUGGAGUUAAUGGAUAUUUGGAGACUUGUGAGGUAUACCACACACCAGCAAAGGAAAUCAAGAAUGUUUACAAAGCUACGGGGAAUGUAAAACUAAACCUUUUAGCCUCAGCUAUGAGCAACAUAUCCUCGUCAUGUAUAGUUAAUGACUACCUCAACAUCCCAAAGUUUCUUUCACCACAAUUUCAAAGCACAGCUUUUAUGGAUUUAAAGUAUUUUUUGACAUUUCAAUUUAACUUUGCAAAUUUUUCCUUAUUGAACAAAGAGAAUCCGGAUCUUGGCAAAGCUUUUGCACCCGGAAAAAUACUCAGAGGAGAGAUGGUGGGUAGCACGUACACAUUUCGCGUUCCUUUUGUUGCUCAAUCGCAAUAUAUCAGUCCUGCUUCGGAUCCUUUGUCAUUAGAUGUUACUCCUAGAGAUUUGACAGAUUUGUACCAAAUACAGGAGAGGGAUCUAGCUUCAUUUGUCGGAGGUUUACUAUCGGAGAUCAAUGUUACAUCAAUUGUGGACUCGAUAAAUUUUGACGAAAUUGCAGGAUGGGUGAAUGGGUUAUUAACCGAGAAUGACAAUGUCAAAUAUUUAGAUUAUAUUUUGGACUUUUUGGGCAGUACAAAUUUGGUUCCCGCUGCUAUAAGUUUUAUCGUUUCCAAUAAUGCAACUAGAUCCAUUGCUUAUGAUGUAGUAAUUGAAUUAUUAGGAAUCAGUUCACAGUUUGAUCUUACUCCAGUUUUUGUGGCUUUGAAAAAUUCCGGGUUGGCUUAUACCUUAAUUGCUGAUUUAAUUGAAAAUCCAAACACUUUGCCUUUUGUUAUUAAUGUUCUUAAAGAUACAUUGAGUGGUAGUUCGAUUGGAGAAAUUUUAGGCGGUAGUGGAGGAAGUGGUAGUGUAAGUGCUGCUGCUGUUGCUUCUCAAAUCACAUUUGCUACUUCUAAUGUUGUUGGUAAUUCUGCUGGUUCUGGUUCUGCAAGUAGUUUAUACUUUGGAGAUGCGCCUGGCUCUGUCAACACUAACGAUAUCAAUACUGCUAGUAUUGCGCAAUUAAUUUCUGAAGCUGCUCAACAAACAGAAGGCGGGGCUACGACUACUAUUGGAGCUACCAAAACAGAAUCAGUACCAGCCGCCUUGAGUAAUGCUGCUGCAUCAUUUAUCACAAGUGCAGCUGCUGCAUUAAGUACUGGCGAGGUAACUUCCUACGAUUUUGCAACCUUGACGGGACCUGCAUUCCAGUCGCUUCCACCAUCGCAAUUUGGUGAGGGCCCAACAACCAUCGACUACUCAGCUUUGGGCCAACUCACAGCUGUUAUUGGUGGUAGUGGUAGCCAAAAGAGAGAUGCAGUAUAUAAAGUAUUAGAGGAGAUCAAUAAAAGACAAGAAGAAAAAACUGCACAGGACGAAGUUGAAACAUCCUUGAUGAUCAAGAGGGAUGACGAGGUUGAAACAGCAUUGAUGAAGAUGAAGAGGGACAACAUUGAAGAUUUGUUGACUACUAUUUUUUCGUCGAUUGUUAGAUCCAACUUGUUAAACGAUACCAUUCAAUACUUGGUUACCGAUGAGAAAUUUGAAGGCUCGGUAGUAUACUUGUUACAAGGUAUCUUUCAAAACAUUGGUUCUACUUUAAGUGGUGUUUUAAGCACCGACUGGUCAAAGAUUGUGCCAUUGGUGAAACAAUUGUUGAACUCUGGUUUAUUGACUGAUAUUAUCACAAGGGCUUUCAACGAUGAAGAUUUAAAAAAUGCUUUAUACAGAGAUAUUCAAUCCCUUUUCAAGAGGGAUUUGAUUGCUAGAGACCAAGUGGUAUCGGCUUUCACAUUGAAUGUCGUCACCACAACUACAGCUUCCAACUACAAUGUCAACUCUACUUCGGCAUCCUCAGUUGUCAAUGCUACCGUUUCAACAAUUGAUGCUGUGAAUGCCGGUUCUCCAGCUUCACUCAACUUUGUCCCAAUAGUACUUGGCGCUAUUGGGUUCUCAGCCUUGGUAUUAUAA
Molecule: messenger RNA, 3363 nt
Organism: Lodderomyces oxycetoniae
Lineage: Eukaryota; Fungi; Ascomycota; Pichiomycetes; Serinales; Debaryomycetaceae
Exons: 2
Coding region: 1-3363 (1120 amino acids)
Biological process (GO): retrograde transport, endosome to Golgi
Cellular component (GO): Golgi membrane; Ric1-Rgp1 guanyl-nucleotide exchange factor complex
Source: RefSeq, a predicted model, not a curated record